This is a messenger RNA of Saccharomyces kudriavzevii IFO 1802, 1647 nucleotides long. It is a transcript of the gene GIP2, whose product is annotated as Gip2p. Lineage: Eukaryota; Fungi; Ascomycota; Saccharomycetes; Saccharomycetales; Saccharomycetaceae. The record is from RefSeq and is a predicted model, not a curated record. Gene Ontology annotation, cellular component: protein phosphatase type 1 complex. Gene Ontology annotation, biological process: regulation of glycogen biosynthetic process. Gene Ontology annotation, molecular function: glycogen binding; protein phosphatase 1 binding. The transcript has a single exon. The coding region runs from base 1 to 1647 and encodes 548 amino acids.
AUGUAUAUUAAAGCAGGACAGAAACCCCGACAAUCUGAAAAGAAGGAUGAGAGAUCAGGAAGAAGCAAAAACAAGCACCUACCAGAACUUGAAACAGAUUUCAAGGACCGGGUGGUCAGUUCAAACUUAUACAAGAAAGAACCUAACAGAAAUACUGAAGAGACUUUGAAUUCAUUGAAGUUUUUACAUAAGCCCCAACGAGUAACUCAGAUGAGAGCGAAUAGGUUCCCGGAGGAAGAAGUACAAAGAAAUACUGAUCUAAACAAAAGGAUCUCCCCUGCAGGGAAUAAUGAAAACGUCGAAAACGGGAGCGACUGGUUCAGAGGUGGCUCUGCCAAUAAUAGUACCGGAGGAAAGCCGUUAAAGAGCAGCGCAAAGCCUCCCUUCAAGAUAGAGCUACCUCCUCUUUCACCUAAAUCCACCGUACCAGACUUUUUACAAGCUGACUAUCCAGAAACUAAAUCACCAGGCAAUGAUAUGAAUUUUGAAUACGAUGAGGAGAUUCUGAUUCCUUUUGCCCCACCUGUAUAUAAAAAAUCUGGUGAAUUACUGAAAAGCUCGCUAAAGAGGAGAUCAAAAUCGCUACCCACCACUCCAGGUAUAAGGAGUGGGAACAACGACCAAGCGAGAGAUGGUAGUCCAAUUCUACUUAGGAGUAAAAGUGUCCAUUUUGACCAAGCUGCACCUGUGAAAUAUUUUGCCGAGGAUGAAAGCCCUAUAAAUGUUAAUAAGACGGAACAGUAUGAUAAUCGCCUAAGCUUCAAGCAUAAAGCCGUAAAUCUAAUGGUAGACCCAGAGGAAGAGGCAAGGAUGCUAUCAUCAGGAUUAGAAACCACAUCCAUAGAUGAUGACUUGACAACAGUUGCGCCAAAGGGCUUCACACACUCUGCUAAGAUCUCAAGUCCCAGCAAUGGCAAAGGCGCUAAUAAUACUAAAUUAAGGAAAAGUAAACGAUUCCAGAAUCUCGUAAAAAAUAGGGUAGCGAUCCCAUCAUACAAAACUAAAAAAAGCAUCAUGAAUGGUGAUAAUUAUGACGAAGUUGAGGAUCAUAGUUCAACAAAUUAUUAUGUUGUUGGAUUAUACACUAAGAAUUUCCCUAUUUUGAGCAAUAAGAACCCCAAAAGUUUAAAGCUGAACAUUUUUAUAAACCUAUCACAAAACAAGAAGGUUUUCCUACAAGAACUGUCUCUGUACAUUCACAGAGAUAACAGUGGUUUCACGAACUCCUCCUCAGUCAAUAACGAUCCCAAUGGCCACAAUGGUAGUAAUUCAAAUGGCGUGGUCAAGGAUUAUAACGCUGGCUGUACAAGAUUAAUUGCGGGAAGGAUAUUAGUGAAGAACAUUUUCUAUGAUAAAAGAGUGGUCGUACGAUAUACAUGGGAUAGCUGGAGGACGGCCCAUGAAGUAGAAUGCGUUUAUAUCAGUGAUGGAGAUGGGAUAUUACCGGGCACAAAUAUGGACAUUUUUCAUUUCAUCAUUGAUGAUGCUAGCAAAGUGGAUCCCCGAGGCAAGUUGGAAUUCUGUAUACAUUACUCCACAAGAAACGACUCUGAACGCGAAGAGUACUGGGACAACAAUAACGGGAAAAAUUACAAAAUCGAUGUUGUCAUGGAUGGUUUCAAUGAUCCGUUCGCAGCAGUGAGUUAA